This is a messenger RNA of Scheffersomyces amazonensis, 713 nucleotides long. It is a transcript of the gene TOM7, whose product is annotated as Tom7p. NCBI's taxonomy places the organism in Eukaryota, Fungi, Ascomycota, Pichiomycetes, Serinales, Debaryomycetaceae. The transcript has a single exon. The coding region runs from base 42 to 236 and encodes 64 amino acids. Gene Ontology annotation, cellular component: mitochondrial outer membrane translocase complex; mitochondrial outer membrane. Gene Ontology annotation, biological process: protein import into mitochondrial matrix; protein insertion into mitochondrial outer membrane. The record is from RefSeq and is a predicted model, not a curated record.
CCUUCUCUAAUACCGCUUGUCAAUAUACAAAAUAGUUAAAGAUGUCCGACUCUCCAGUUAACAAAUAUCAAAUCACAUUAUCUGAUGAAUCCAAAGAAAGAAUAGCUAAAGUUUUAGACUACUCUAAAACCAUUGCUCACUAUGGUUUCAUUCCUUUUGUCUUAUACUUGGGAUGGUCUAGUACUUCAAACAAGCCAUCUUUAUUUAAUUUAUUGAGUCCUUUCCCAUCUGCUUAGAUAAUUUUAUGUUUUAAUGAAAAGGAAUAGAUGAGUAUACCUUAUUGUUAUUGAAGUCAGAUUGAUGGAGUAUUCGAAAUUGUGAUUAUCUUUUAGUUUUCAACUUUAUUGUGAGUUUCACCUUAGAAGAUGAAUAGUACUACUAUAUAACACUUACAAGUUAUUAUUUGUUUUUAUAUAUGUAUUCACCUGGAACUUAUAAUGAUUACUGUAAUUUGGGUAAUGAUUCAUAGAAGAAGAUGAAAAAAUUAGAAGAUAUAUGUAUAUAGUUUUAUCGGUAUUCUACUUCUUUCUUAAAUACAUGUUGUAAAUGAUGUCUUAUUUGGUUAAUAAUCCUUGUAACUGUAUGUUGUAGCCCGUUAACUUCCAAUUAUAUAUCGUAGAAAUCGUAUGAAUUCCGAUAUCGUAGUCCAAAGAGCCCAAAUAUCAACGUCUUUUUUUUGCGUACACUUCCUGAUGACAUACACAACGGUACCA